Brassica rapa (field mustard) is the source of this 7289-nucleotide messenger RNA. Its product is annotated as protein DETOXIFICATION 54. Gene Ontology annotation, biological process: xenobiotic detoxification by transmembrane export across the plasma membrane. The record is from RefSeq and is a predicted model, not a curated record. Lineage: Eukaryota; Viridiplantae; Streptophyta; Magnoliopsida; Brassicales; Brassicaceae. Gene Ontology annotation, molecular function: antiporter activity; xenobiotic transmembrane transporter activity. Gene Ontology annotation, cellular component: membrane.
AAACCUUCUUUUUUGCCAAGGUAACACUCUUAGGCUCUUGUAACCCUAAACUUUCAUUUUAUGAUAUUCACAGUUUAGCAAAAAAAAAAAAAAUCAAACCUGAAACAUGUUGGCGUUCUAAACUCGUUCAUUUAUCACCGAAUUUUUCUUGAGUUCACCAGCCAAUAAUAGUUUACCACUUCAUAUUCAGUUUUUGAAAAAAGAAACAAAAUAAUAAUAAUAAUUUUCCAAGUCAUAUUAUAUUUUCAAAAUAAAAAUACUAAUAGCUGCCAAAAGAAAGGAAAUAUUUUUAACAAUGUUAACUCGACAACAAAAUACUUAACCCUAAAUCUUAAACCUUUGGGUAAACUUUAAAUUUUUAAGUAAACUCUAAACCCUUGGGUAAAACCCUGAAGAUUUGGGUAAAUUUUAAACUUUUGGGUAAAUUCUAAACCCUAGGGUUUAGGAUCUAGGGUUUAGAGUUUUGCUGACAACAUUUAGGGCGUUUAGUGUUUAGAAUUUACCUAAUGGUUUAGCAUUUAUCCAAGAGUUUAAAGUUUAAUGUUUAUGUUUUAGAGUUUAGUGUUUUGCUGACGGCGUUAAUAUUUUUUUUUUAAUUCGUUUUUUUUUGCAGUUACUACUAUUUUUUAUUUAUUAUAUUUAAGAAUAAUAAUAUACUUAAAUUCUUAUUAUUGUGUUUCCUUUUAAAAAAAAAACUGAAUAUGAGAUGACAAACUAUUAAUGGUUGGUGAACCUAUGUUCACUUUAAAGAAUGAACCCAAGAAAACAUCUUUACCACCCGACCAUAAGGUCCCAUGCAUAUUUUGUAUAUGUUUUUUAAUUUUCAAUGUUAUUUUAAAAUUUUAAUAAUAAUAUGCAACGGAAAAAGGUCAGUAUUCACUCAAUGUUUAUUUGAGAAUUUGUUUCUGUAAAUUAAUACUAGCAAAUUCAGGAAAUAUAUACGCCAAAAUCAAAUGCAGGUUAGGCUCUAGAAAACCUUAAAUUAGUUUAUUUAAAUAGAUUUCCAAAUAAUGUAUCACUCAGUUCAUCUCAUAAAUAUAUAUACUAGAUGAUUUUCCCGUGCUCAUGUACGAAUAUAAUAUUUAUAAAAUAAAUAUAUAAUAAAAAUAAAUUAAUAGUCUAUUUUCAUUUUUAGAUCAUUUGUUUUUUUUCUCAGUCCCUCCAACUUUUAAAGUUUAUCAUCUAGAACUGCUGCUCUUUCUUCUAUCUUUAUGCUUGUUGUUGGCUUAAGUGCUUCAUGUUGCUAUCUUUAUAAAACGUUGUUUCACUGUAUGAUCCAUUGAUCAUAGAUUGUAUCCGUUCUUUUAAUUUUAAUUAAAAAUCAUUUUAAAGAAAUUCAAUCAUUUUAUAAUUUAUAUUAAUAAUAUUAUGCUGUUUUAAUAGACAUGUGAUUUUGGAUACAUAGCAUCUAGCCGGUUUGGUUGUCACUUGGAUAUAUUAAAUUGCAUCAAUUUCUUCGAAUUCAACCAUUAUAUUUUUUCUAAAUAUAUUAAAAAUUAUUUGUUAUUUACAUUUAAAUUGGAUUUCUCUUACAUAUGUAAAUAUAUUUUAUUACAAUUAUGGUAUAAUAUAAUAUAUAUUAUUUUGAAAAUCAAAUUGGAAAAUUAAACAAAAAUGUUAAUUGAUUCAAAAUUACACAAAUGAAUAUGAAGAUAAUAUUUUGAAAUCUCAUGCAUAUAGUUUACAAAUGAAAUAAAUUGUAACAAUUUGUUCAUAUUUUAUAUUUAUUUGUUAAUGUGUUUUUUAGUUAGAUCUUUGAUUUUGGAUAUAAAAUUUUUGAUUGGUCCAAUUACUAAUUUUGUGGGUAUAUAUAGUGACAUAUAUUUUUCAAAUUGAAGUAUAGUUAUUUUAAUUCCUGUUAAGCCAAAUUGAAUUUGAUUUUAUUUAUCGGAUUAGUUUAGUUUUUCAUCUUUGAUACUAAUAAUAUUUUUGGAUUUUUUAGAUUAAUUAAUAUAUGUUGAUUUUCCAAAAUAUAUUAAAAAUAAAACAGUGAUAAGUAUAAAAAUAACAUAUAAAAUUUUGAAAGCGUUAAUUUACAAUAAUAAAAAUAAUUUAUCAAUUUUAAGUAAUUUUAUAUCUUAGAUUUUUAAGUAAUUAAAAAACUGACUUUUCAAAUAAUAUUAUAUAUAUAUAUAAUUCUUGUAAGAAAAAGAGACUUAUGAUAUUUGGGACAAAAAAAUGAUAUAUUACUAUUAAGUGUAUAAUAAUCGAAUCAAUCAUCAAAAACUAUAUAAUAUAAUUGGCCAGACAGUUUUUCAUUUAACUAAAAAUUGUUUAAAAAUGUCAAAGCAUAUUAGAAUAGACAAAUCUUAAAUGUUUUUAAAAUGAUGAUAUUUUUCUUGGAACUCUUUCUCCUCUAUUUAUUGCAGUUUUCCUCCUUUCACUUUCAGGAGACAAACGAACUGAUCAUUAUUUCAUCCGUUUUUCUUCUCUUUCCCUUACCUUUCUAGCUUUUCUGUUUCAGCUUAAAGCUCGCAACACUAUCAGAGUUCUGUUUCACAGUUUCAGAACAAUGGAGGAGCAAAACCAACCAGACGAUUUCUCUUCCCAUAAACAUCCAACUUUUCCUCAAGUCAUAGAGGAGCUAAAAGAGCUCUGGGCUAUGGUUUUACCGAUCACAGCAAUGAACUGUCUAGUCUACGUACGCGCCGUCGUCUCCGUCCUCUUCCUCGGCCGUCUCGGUAGCCUCGAGCUAGCCGGAGGAGCUCUCUCAAUCGGUUUCACCAACAUCACAGGCUACUCAGUCCUCGUAGGACUCGCCUCGGGACUCGAGCCAGUAUGCAGCCAAGCCUUUGGUAGCAAAAACUGGGAGCUCCUCUCGCUCUCUCUCCACCGUAUGGUCAUGAUCCUCUUGUUCGCCUCCGUGCCCAUCGGCCUGUUAUGGAUCAACCUCGGGCCCAUCAUGCUAUUCUUGGGCCAAGACCCGGAGAUAACCGCUACGGCCGCAGAGUACUGCCUCUACGCGCUUCCUGAUCUUUUGACUAAUACUCUGCUUCAGCCGUUACGGGUUUAUCUAAGGUCACAGCGGGUGACGAAACCGAUGAUGUGGUGCACGUUAGCUGCUGUGACGUUCCACGUGCCGUUGAACUACUGGCUUGUGAUGGUGAAGCGAUGGGGUGUUCCUGGUGUGGCUACUGCUUCAGUUGUGACGAAUUUAAUUAUGGUUAUGCUUCUUGUGGGUUAUGUUUCACUAAGUGGGAAGAUGCAAAAGAGUCAGGGUGUUAGUGGGUCUAUGGUGGCUACGGUGGCGGCUCAGUCCUCGGUUGUGGAGUUGGUUGGUGGGUUGGGACCGUUGAUGAGAGUGGCGGUUCCGAGUUGUUUGGGGAUAUGUUUGGAGUGGUGGUGGUAUGAGAUUGUGAUUGUGAUGGGUGGUUAUUUGGAGAAUCCUAAGCUUGCUGUGGCUGCUACUGGGAUUUUGAUUCAGACAACAAGUCUUAUGUAUACUGUUCCUAUGGCUUUAGCUGGAUGCGUGUCUGCUCGGGUUGGAAACGAGCUAGGUGCAGGUAGACCAUACAAGGCGAGACUAGCGGCAAACGUGGCUCUAGCUUGCGCAUUUGUUAUAGGAGCAUCCAAUGUGGCUUGGACCGUGGUUCUAAAAGAGCGUUGGGCAGGACUUUUCACUGGCUACGAGCCACUCAAGGUGCUGGUUGCUUCGGUUAUGCCAAUUGUUGGGCUUUGCGAGCUAGGGAACUGCCCUCAAACUACGGGUUGCGGGAUUCUAAGAGGGACAGGCCGGCCAACGGUUGGGGCACAUGUGAAUCUUGGGUCGUUUUAUUUUGUUGGGACGCCUGUUGCUGUUGGACUAGCGUUUUGGUUGAAGGUUGGGUUUAGUGGAUUGUGGUUUGGGUUGCUUUCGGCCCAGGCGGCUUGUGCAGUUUCAAUAUUGUAUGCAGUUUUGGCAAGGACAGAUUGGGAAGGAGAAGCAAUGAGGGCUAUGAGGAUGACGAGUUUGGAGAUGAGGAAAGUUGGAAAGGACGAAGAAUCAUCGUCGUUGUUGGAUGAUCGCAAUAGGAGUGAUGAGAAGUUGGGUGUUGUCUUGUAAUAAAUCGGAUCAGUUGUGGGGUAAAGCAAAGACUUUAGAGACUUAUUGUUGUUUUCGACUUGUUUAUCUUUUGUGUGUGUUUUAAGUGCAUUUGCUAAUUGGAAUCUUUCCUGGAAAUUUAAUCAUUUUUAAAACGUUGAAUUCUGAUUAAUAAUACUGUUUUUAAAAGGAAUUUUGGAUAUGGCAUUUUGCCAGAAAUGGUGAAAAGGAGAAUAUAAUUAAAGCUUGAAUGAAACAUUUUUGGUCAUUUUUAGCCAAAAAAAAACAUUUUUUGGUCAUACUAAGCCAAACACCAUUGGAUGCAUGCAUAUAGUCCUUUAUCUUACUUUUAGUGAUAAAAACAUUUAUGUAAAUAUUAGUUGUGUAAUUAUGGAUUAACAAAUGAUGAUGAGAAAUGAUACCAUGAUUCAAAGCCUGGCACAUAUAAAGUUGUUCCCAAAAACUUUGGGACAUACCAUUGUCAAUGUCAUAUUAGCCCAAUACAAAUGACUUCUUUUGUCGGAUACAUCAAGUCUCGACUGUGAAUUUAGGAAACAAUAAACACAUCAAGUCUCGACUGUGAAUUUAGGAAACAAUAAACAUGUCAGCAACAAGAAAUUCAGAUUAGAAGCCUAGUGUUAUCACCUAUUUGUUUGUUUGUACAAAGGCUUUGAAAUUGCAGUCUUUGCUAACAAAAGGAUAUGACUUGUGUUUGGAGGCACUGAGAAAUCUUACAUCACAGAAAAUAUUUUAAGAAAAUAUAAAAGGUUGGAUUGUAUCACAAGUAAUAGACACCAAAGAACUUCAUCUUCUUCUUCGAUCAGUCUUUGUCAGAGAAGGUAAUCUUCUUACCGCAGAAGACUGCCUCCUCUUUCCUCAGCUCUGAUUUGCUCGGCAAACCAAAGCCUUCUCGUCGAAGCUUGUCUUCAUACCUGGAAUAAUAUCAAAAACCAUUGUCAUAUAUACCCAAAAACUUCACAAAUGUGGUUUUGAUAAUAAAAAGCAAAAAAGGUAAAUAGUUAAAUCUCUUACCAAAGCUUCUCCGCAAGGUCUGCAAGGUUGCACCUAAUUAACAAAAGUUGAUAACGUUAAUCUUCUGGUUAUGGCAUAAAAACUAUAGCAUUAACUUUAGAGAAACAAAUUUCCAUAUGGAGAAUCGCUUUACUUGGGUCGGAAAAGGUAUGGAGCUUUCUCGGCCACCUUGACAUAAAUAGCACAACCACUCUUCUCUUGCACAGCCUAUAGUAUAAAAGAUUUAAUCACUUUAAUCGCAGCAUGCAUUCUUCUCUCGUAUAUUUUUCAUCUAUGUAUAAACUACUCCCCAAAUGACUACUUCAAUACUUUUCAUCAUUACUAUAAACGACUCUCACCUUCUUCGCUUCCUCAGCAGAAGCAAACUCAACAAAGCCACAGCCCAGAGACUCACCCCAGUCAUCUACUAUAAGUCGAACACGAACAACUUCUCCAACACAUUUGAAGAUAUUGAUGCUGUAAAAUAAAGGAUAAAAUAUCAACUAUCAAAAACUUGCUCCAAGAAUAAAGACGAAAUUAAAGGUGCUACUUACAUAUUUGACAUGCUACAAUUUUCUUUUUUCAUAGAGACUGUGGCAAAAAAGACCGUCGUUUUCAUCAAGUUAACAUCCUGAGUUUAACAGCCAAGUGUGUUAGCACAACUCUAUAGAGAAAAGGAGUAUUUGAUGUGCAUAAUAACAAAAAGAAGAAUCAUCCCAGAGACGGUCAUCUUUUGACUUUAUGGUUCUUCUGAGCCUGACAUAUUUAAGAUGUACCUCAACAAAAUCGGGAGUUUCUGCUACUGCAUGUUCUUCUAUCAGAAGGCUUUCUCGUUGUAGGUAGUCUUCAUACCUGGAAUAUCAAAAACCCUUGUGAUCUACACCAAAAACUUACCCCAUUGAUAACAGACUCAAGAUGCAAAACAGUUAAAUCUCUUACCAAACCUUGUGAUCUACGCAAUGCCUAAUUAAAAAAAAAAUUGCGUUAGUCUGCUUUAAUGGUACCAAAACUGUAACAAUAAGUUGCAACCAGUGUUACAUAAACAAAUCUCCAUAACAUGGAAUACCAAUUUACCUGGAUAGUAUAGUGUAUGUAGCUUCCUCGACAAAAUCAAGAAAAAUAUCUCUAUCGUACAAAUAUUCGCCGUUCUUUUCGAGCGCCUACAAAAGAAAAAAAAAUAAUUAGGAAUCCGACUUGUAUAAUUCUCAUCAUAAGUUUACUCUAGUUUUCAAUGACUACUAAAAUAAUUUUCAUCAUUACUAAAAAAACUCUCACCUUCUCUGCUUCGUUAGCAGAAGCAAACUCAACAAAGCCAAGCCUUACAUGCUUGAUCUUGGGGUUUACAAUAAGUCGAACAUGAACAACUUGGCCAACAUCUUUGAAAAAAUUGAUGCUGUAAAAAUGGAGGAUAAAAAAUAUCAGUCAUGAAAAAGAUUUCACGAGAACAAAAAUGGUAGUUUAAGGUGGUAACUUACAUAUCUGAUAUUUUAGUUUGUCCAGAGAAAUGGGUAAUACAGAUCGUCUUAUUUCUUACAGUGGCAACUGCCUGCAUAUAACAGGCAAAGUGUAUCAGCACGACUCUCAGGAAAAAAAAAAGACUUAAAUUGCAUAUAUAACAAUAAAAAGCAGAGCCUCAUCUAACGAUUAAUCCAAAAGUAAGAGAUCUUUCGACUUUGUGUGCAACAAUUGUUUAUUAAAGGCUAAGCGUGACAUAUUUUGAGGGUAAUAAGAAGAGGUACCUCAGAAAAAUUGGGACUUUCAUCACGUCUUUUCAUCAAAAAGAUCUUAUGAUCGUGCAAAUAUUCACCAUUCUUAUUUUCCAGUGCCUGCGGUAUAAAAGAUUUAAUCAGCUAUGGUACUUUCAAGUAACUACGUUUAUACUUUUAACACUUGUUUCAUAAUUACUAGAAAAAAAACUGAUCACCUUCUUAGCUUGGUUAGCAGAAGCAAACUCAACAAAGCCAUAACCCACAUGCUUACCCUCGUGGUUUACAAUAAGUCGAACACUGACAACAUCUCCAACAUCUUCCAAGAAAUUGAUGCUGUAAAAGUGGAUGGUAAAAAUUCAGUCACGGAAAACUUGGGUCAGAGAAGGAAAGUGGAAACUUAAGGUGCUACGUACAUAUGUAAUAUUUUAGUUGUUUGCGGAGAGAGAUUGGCAAUAAAGAGAACGGUAGCUUCCUGAAUUUAACAGGCAAGUGCGUUAGCAAGACUCUUAAGGAGAAAAUGACUUAAAAUUGCACAACAACAAAAAGUA